UUAAUGAAAAGUGCCAUAGACUGAAAAACGAAACAUGAGGGUAGCAGGUGCUGCAAAGUUGGUGGUAGCUGUGGCAGUAUUUUUACUGACAUUUUAUGUUAUUUCUCAAGUAUUUGAAAUAAAAAUGGAUGCAAGUUUAGGAAAUCUAUUUGCAAGGUCAGCAUUGGACACUGCUGCACGUUCUACAAAACCCCCCAGAUACAAAUGUGGAAUCUCAAAAGCUUGCCCUGAGAAGCAUUUUGCUUUUAAAAUGGCAAGUGGAGCAGCCAAUGUGGUGGGACCCAAAAUCUGUCUGGAAGACAAUGUUUUAAUGAGUGGUGUUAAGAAUAAUGUUGGAAGAGGGAUCAAUGUUGCCUUAGUAAAUGGAAAAACAGGAGAAGCAUUAGACACCAAAUAUUUUGACAUGUGGGGAGGAGAUGUGGCCCCAUUUAUUGAGUUUCUGAAGUCCAUACAAGAUGGAACAAUAGUCUUAACGGGAACAUAUGAUGAUGGAGCAACCAAACUCAAUGAUGAGGCACGGCGGCUCAUUGCUGAAUUGGGGAGUACAUCUAUUACUAAUCUUGGUUUUAGAGACAACUGGGUCUUCUGUGGUGGGAAAGGCAACAAGACAAAAAGCCCCUUUGAACAGCACAUAAAGAACAAUAAGGACACAAACAAAUAUGAAGGAUGGCCCGAAGUUGUCGAAAUGGAAGGAUGCAUCCCCCAGAAGCAAGAUUAAUGCAGAGGAACUUGAAGGAAACGCACUUUCACUAUUAAUGGCUGAGCUGUGACAGAGAAGCUACGUGUAAAUACUUUAGGAGCAUGCGGCCAUCUCGGUGUGUGCAUGAGCAUUAUCUCUUUUGAUAUCAGGAUUAUUUAUUGCUAACGUAAAUAGACGCCUUUGUAAAUAGUCAUCAUAAUGAGCAAAUCACUGAACCAUUUCUAAGCACAUUUCCCUAAUAAUAGUACAGUGUUAGACUGCUACAGUAAUGACAUCUUUUAAUUCUAAAAGCAUACCCAAUGGAUAACUGAAUAGAUUGUGAAAAAUAUAUUGAUAUACAUACGGGUUGCUGUGAAAACCUAUCAU
Messenger RNA from Odobenus rosmarus divergens (Pacific walrus), 1066 nucleotides. Its product is annotated as protein FAM3C-like. The coding region runs from base 35 to 718 and encodes 227 amino acids. The transcript has a single exon. The record is from RefSeq and is a predicted model, not a curated record. NCBI's taxonomy places the organism in Eukaryota, Metazoa, Chordata, Mammalia, Carnivora, Odobenidae.